AUGCAGAUGAACGGUCAAGUUCAGCCAGGAGGUUUGCCAUGGGGACCAGGCAACCUCAACGCCUAUCCGCCAGCUCCGCAAGCCAUGAUGGGCUUCCAGCCUUCAGUGCAACCAGGCAUCGCCGAUGGAGGCUGUGGGAUGUCCUUCCAAAAUACGAUGCCUGGAAUGCCUGGUGUUCAGGGCAUGCCUGGCCUGAGCACAGGCUCCCCAGCAGAGGUGCAGCAGCAAAUGAUGCUGCUCAUGCAGCAGCAGCAGCAACAACAGCAGCAACAGCAGCAGCAGCAGCAACAGCAGCAGCAACAGCAGCCGCCGACGCCUGCUGUAGACAAAGACCAGCAGGCGUUUGGUCUGGUCGCUGGUUCGCUGAGCUCUGCAGAAAAGGAGUACUACACCACCCUUUGGAGCAUGGCCUGCACAAGUGGAGAAGUGCUGGGUGGAAAGGCUGCCUUUGACUUCCUUUCCAAAUCGCAGCUGCCGCGCGAGAUCUUGAAACGGAUUUGGGACAUCUCCGACCGGCAGAAGCGCGGUCUCGGAUGGGAGGAGUUCGUGGUGACCAUGAAGUUGAUCUCGGCUGCGCAGAAGAAGCAGCUGGUCUCUUUGGAGCGGGUGCUGGAAACUACCGGGCCCACCUCGAGGGACUUCCCGAUCUUCGAUGGCAUCGAUGUUCCGGCAGACUCUGGCGACGUGACUCAGGAGCCCAUGCACGGAGACGUGUUUGCUGAAUUCGCGUCCUUGGCACCUGGCGCUGAGACGUCCGGUGGCACAGCUCCUGAUCUCGGCGCCGGCGCAGCCCUUGCGGACUUGCAAGCGAAUGAUUCGCCCAGCCUGCAGCCCAGCGCGGGCCCUGGAUCUGCACAGCCAGAGGGCAAAGACGAAUGGGCAUCCUUCGACUUGCCGGCGUCCGAUCCAUCCGUGCCGAGUGUGGCUGCUGGUGCUGGGACAGCUGCCCCAAGCCAGACGGAAGAAGGAGAAUGGGCAUCCUUCGACUUCCCGGCGCAGCCGUCGCAGCCGUCGCAGCCGUCCUCGGCCUCUCGAGGCCCAGUGGCGAAGGCCAGCCCAUCCCCACAGUGGGAUGCUUUCGAUGAGCUGGAUGAGAGUCGGGGUGCAGCAGGCAGGGAGCAGGAGGGUCGGGCCAGGCGACUGCAGACAAGUGGGAUGCCUUCAUGGGUGCCAUGGACGAGCCACAGGGCGAAGGCCCCGGCCAAGGCCCCGGCCAAGGCCCCGGCCAAGGCCCCGGCCAAGGCCAACAAGCGGAGGCGGGGCACGAAGGAGAAUGGGCAUCCUUCGACUUCCCGGCGCAGCCGUCGCAGCCGUCGCAGCCGUCCUCGGCCUCUCGAGGCCCAGUGGCGAAGGCCAGCCCAUCCCCACAGUGGGAUGCUUUCGAUGAGCUGGAUGAGAGUCGGGGUGCAGCAGGCAGGGAGCAGGCGACUGCAGACAAGUGGGAUGCCUUCAUGGGUGCCAUGGACGCCCCGGCCAAGGCCAACAAGCGGAGGCGGGGCACGAAGGAGGACCUGGCCUCAGUGGCAACUUGCACCGCCGAACGUAUCUACGGAGUUCAGAAGUUGCCUUUGCUCAGAAUGGGCAUCCUUCGACUUGCCAGCGCCCUCGCCGUCCUCACCUUCAGAUUGGGCCUCGUUUGAUCUUCCGGCCCAGCCUGCGUCGUCAUCACGAGGUGCGCCACCAUCGAAGCCACCGGACGCAGCCGCAGAGGUGAUGGAUGUCUUCAGCAACUUCACAUCGGCGCCUUCUGAUCUGACGGAGGAUGGUGGCCCAAUGGGUGGCGACUCUUCAAGGCCCGCGACGCACAGCAUCGGCAAAGAUUUCGGUGCAAGAGAGGACCUGGGUGCAAGGGAAGAGACAGAGGCCGACAGGCUGGUGCGCAGCCUUUGUGGCCUGGGCCGUUUUGAAGAGGCCUUGCGCUGCAAGGCGAACGGAGAUGUUCUCAGACGCCUGCAGCAUGCAGAGGACAAGAAGAAGGAAGCGGUAGCCAAAGAUGAUUUUGAGGGAGCCAUCCAGAUUCGCAAUGAGAUCAAGGAGUUGAGCAAUGCGCUGGAAGCUGAAGAUGUCGUUGAGGCUUGGAAGCAUCUAGCCGAAAGGGGUGAGAGCGACAGAAGCCUGGAGCGAGCUGCAGAGCAGCUGCAGGAGAGGUGCCAAUGGAUGGGCGAUCCAGUCAGCAGUGCAGCAUUGGGAGUCGCCAUCAACAACUUCAGGCGUGCUUGCCCUGAUCCGCAUGCAAACUGCCUAUCUGUCCUGCCGAGCCUCGUCCGGCAGCAGCGCCGUGCAAGGCAGAUGUGCCGAGCGAUUGAGGCGGUGACAUCACAGAACGUCCUCGUCUUUUUACAGGCAAUACUAGUGUGCAUUCAAGCACUGUGCGAUCUUCUGGUGGAGUGCUCCGCGCAGAUGUCGCAGAUGACGGAUCCCGCAUGGUCCGAGGAGGAGCGUGAGUGCGCUCAAGAAAGUGAUGAGCUGCAUCACCUUCUUCUGGGGCUGUCGGCUCUUCGGCGAUUGCUGUGGCGAUUGGGUCUUGCAGCGGAGCUGUUCAUGUCAGACGGGCAAGCGGAUAACCCAGACACCAAGGCACUGCAGGAUCUGCAAGCCUCCAUGGCUUCCAGCCUGGCCGCAGCCAAGGCGUCUUGGGCGAAGCUCGAGUCUGAUGUGCUGGGCUUGAGGCUCAAUCUCGAGCCUUGGCAUGAAGCCACGUGCUUUGAGGCUGGUGGAUGCACCGACAGCUACGCGGAUUUGCUCACGGCUCCACUGUGCAGGCUCUGCCUCCUGCCGGCCGUGCCCUUGGCUUUGGAGGCAGAGGUCCAGAGCCGCGAUGCUGGGGCCGUGUCGGCGCCAUGGAGAGGCGGUCACUGGCACAUUCAAUGCGCCAACUUCUGGUUGAGGCAUGGUCGCCCCUCGGAGGCUUUUAAGGAGAGUGGCAUGGAAGAUCCGUUCAAAGCUUUCGUGAGUUGA
Messenger RNA from Symbiodinium natans, 2958 nucleotides. NCBI's taxonomy places the organism in Eukaryota, Dinophyceae, Suessiales, Symbiodiniaceae. The record is from the annotation of a GenBank genome assembly.